Messenger RNA from Mytilus californianus (California mussel), 1497 nucleotides. RefSeq names its product putative hydroxypyruvate isomerase. The transcript has 8 exons. The record is from RefSeq and is a predicted model, not a curated record. Lineage: Eukaryota; Metazoa; Mollusca; Bivalvia; Mytilida; Mytilidae. Bases 54 to 932 code for a protein of 292 amino acids. Gene Ontology annotation, molecular function: hydroxypyruvate isomerase activity. Gene Ontology annotation, biological process: glyoxylate metabolic process.
UUCCAAAAGAUCCAGCUUUUAUAAUGUAAACAUCCGGUCCAACUUAACAGCACAUGUUACCUGUGAAAUCGUCUGCAACUUUGACAGUUCUGCAUAAAUUAGGUGUUACGUUUGUUAGAAACAUACAAACAGAUGUAAUGCCUCUUAAACUAGCAGCUAAUUUAACUACGCUCUUUCCUGAAGCCAAAUCCAUAUCAGAGCGCUACGAAAAAGCGAAGAAAGCGGGUUUCCAUUAUGUUGAAUGCGCUUUUCCAUUUGCAGAACCAAAGGAACAGCUACAAAAUGUCAAUAAGAAAUUAGGACUAGAGCAUGUUUUAUUUAAUGGCUAUCCAGGUGACGUUAGAAAUGGUGAUAGAGGCAUUGCAGCAUUACCUGACAGAAAAAAAGAAUUCCAAGAUAAUGUUGACAUUAAUAUACAGUAUGCCAAAGCUUUGGAUUGCAAAAGAAUCCAUGUAAUGGCAGGUGUGACAAAAGGUUUGGACCAGAAGCUAUGUGAUGAGACUUAUUUAGAGAAUAUUGCCUUGAUUGCUGAUAAAUUUGCAAAAGAAGGACUGACAUGUAUGCUUGAGCCAAUUAAUGACAGUGUGACUAUUCCAGGAUAUUAUUUAACCGAUGUUCAUAAAGCUGUAGAAAUAAUAAAGAAACUUAACAGACCAAAUGUGAAGUUACAGUUUGAUUUCUUUCAUAUGCAGUUGUUACAUGGAAAUUUUACAGAGAAUUUUAAGAAAUAUUAUCCAUAUAUAGGUCAUAUACAAGUAGCACAAGCACCAGAUCGAACUGAACCAGGAUUUCAAGGAGAAGUGGAUUAUUCCUAUGUAUUCAAACUGUUAGAAGACCAUGGAUAUGAUGGUUAUGUUGGUUUGGAAUACAUGCCAAAAGGGGACACUGUUGAAGGACUUAGAUGGUUAAAGGAGAUGAACAUGACCUUGUAAAUAAGAUAUGGAGAAAAUUAGAAAUAGAAGUUUAAUAUACAAGAGUUAAUUGUUAUAUUUGAUACAUGUUUUCCAUUUUUUGAUGUGUGUAGAAGUGGAGAAUAGAUGUUUUUUUUCUGCAAUAGUUUUUUUUUGGAAUAGCAUAGACAUACCAAAGGCCAAUAAUUUUUGUACUAUUCAUUAAUUAAUUUUCUAUCUUAUUUUUUCUAUAAUUAGAAUAUUCCAACUUAUUUGGUGUUUUAUUUUACAUUUUGAUUGAAGGAAUAAAUAAAAUUAAAUAUUAUUUUUUUAUGUUUGACAAAGAUUUAUAUUAGAUGACGAGUUUUCAGGUAUAUUCAGGAUUUAUUUGUGUUAGUAUUAAGAGAAAAAGAAAUAAUCUGUCAUAAAUUCAGAAAUGUUUUGGGAAAAUGUGCAAGCUGUGAUAGUGAUUUAUUCUACAUUUGAUAUUGGAUUGUACUAGAUUUUGUAAGCAAGUGAACAAUCUUUGCCUUUUUAUUAUAUCUUAUAUUUUUAAUCAGAAAUUAGUUUACUACAGUUGAAAUAAAAGCAACUUUUUUUGUUUUAA